This is a messenger RNA of Cavenderia fasciculata, 324 nucleotides long. RefSeq lists its product as uncharacterized. Bases 1 to 324 code for a protein of 107 amino acids. Lineage: Eukaryota; Evosea; Eumycetozoa; Acytosteliales; Cavenderiaceae. The record is from RefSeq and is a predicted model, not a curated record. The transcript is spliced from 2 exons.
AUGAGUGAUAAAUCAGCAAAUGGAACCGUCGAGAGCGAUCAGCAAAAGGCUGAGAAAGCAUCAACGAUUCAGAAGAAUAUAAUCAGCCAAAUGACAGAUCAAGAACUGGAAGAAUUGAUGGAAAUCAUUGAAGCAAAGAAAGAAAUUGAAUAUAGAAGAAGAGAAAAUGAAGAGCUGGCAAGAGAGUUGGGGGAGAUGAACAAGAAAGGAAAAAGAGUGGAGCAAUAUGACACGACACAGAAUCAGACAAGUCAUCAAACAGCAACACACGCUCUCAAACUAGUAACAACAACAGAAGAGACCGAGGUAACCAAGAAUCGGUGA